Molecule: messenger RNA, 627 nt
Organism: Mycena indigotica
Lineage: Eukaryota; Fungi; Basidiomycota; Agaricomycetes; Agaricales; Mycenaceae
Exons: 3
Coding region: 19-627 (202 amino acids)
Source: RefSeq, a predicted model, not a curated record
GGACUUGUCCAGCUACUCAUGCCUACCUUUGCAGAGCUCAAAGACAAGGCCGCUAAGGCGAAGAACACAACAGUGACAAAGUUCAAUGAUACCAAAGAUAGACAUUCGAGUGUGCCUCUGAAGGAUACGAACUGGAAUCCGUACGACAAGAACCCGCCGCCCCCACCCCCACCCCGUGCAAAUGCCAAUACUCGACCAAAACCGGCGCUACCGCCCCCUCCCCAACGAGCCAAUUCUGCUCAAACUUCCCGACCAAGCGCUAGUCCCAGUCCAGUACCAUCAAAUAGUAGCGGUGGGGGCCCACCGCCCAUAAUACGCUCAACUAGACCGUCGAUCGCCUCUUCAUCCUCCUCAUCAUCAUACGUGCCGCCUGCAUCGCCGCCUCCAGCCGCAGCUGUACGAUCAAUCGCCGCUCAAUUUCAACAACAGGAACCCCAACGACCCACUCCCCCGCCUCCAAAUCGACGGUCAAUCGGCGCACCUCCUGUGAUUCGAAGAGUAUCUCAACAGGAUACUAAUGAUAUCAACUGGGCAAAUUUGACGGAGGAAGACAAACAGGUCUUCUUUGGGUGGCUGGAUGAAUUUUUCUCCGCGCAACUGGGGAGGCCGAUAGGCACUGCUGCCUGA